GUAGGUCGUGUCUGUGAAAAUACCUCACGGUCGUUUCGAUUGGACAAAAUGUCGGAAGUCCAACAAUCUUUUCUGAAAAAGAUCUACGAAAAACUGGUUCAAGGUGACCACAAUGACAUAAAACUAGUCUUUCAAGAUGGCUCCACGACAGGAAGUAGACUGUGUCUGACAGCACUAUCGUCCUAUUUUGAGGUAAUGUUGACGUCUGACAUGUUGGAGAAGAACACUGGAGUGGUCACCUUACCGACAGUGUCUAAAGAAACCUUUGACGAUGUGCUGAAAUUUCAUAUUCUUGGUGAGGACGUCGUCAACGACGUCAACUGUUUUCUCUUGUUUGAUGUCGCUGACAUGAUGCAACUGGAUGACCUGAAGUCUGUCUGUCUGGCAUAUCUGAACAACAAUCUUAUACUGACCACAGACAACUGCGUUCUCAGGUGGAGAUCAUUAAAGAAGUACGGCUUGGAAGAUCUUGCUACAAAGGCUUUUCAGUAUGUAGUAAAAAAUGUGGAGAAACUAUCAGAGAAUGGGUCAGUGAUGGAUCUGACAAAAGAUGAAUAUCUCCAGGUGUUGUCUCGGGAUGAUCUGUCACAGAAAGAAGAUGACGUGCUUCGAGAUGUUCAGAAGUGGAUCAGUCAGCACAAUCCUUCAGUUGAAACUAUGGUCGAGCUCUUCACACAAAUCAAAUUUGACCAUGUUAGCAUCAACUACUUGACAGAUGAUGUUAUUUAUACCACCUUUGUCCAACAACACGAAGCGUUACAACAAGUAGUUAAGAAGGGUAUCAAAGCCUAUUAUUCAUGCUACACAAAAAUGAGCACAUUUUGCAACAGCAGGAUUUCAGGGAAAAUGCUUGACGUUGUAUUGGUCCUUCAAAAUUCAGUUAAACUUUUAUCUGUCGCAUGUUUGAGUGAUAAGCGCUGGCAUGAACUUCCGGUAUGUUCUAAUCAACCAGGUGGAUAUUUUGCAGCAGCAGUCUUAGGCAAAUCAAUAUAUAUUACUGGAGGAGAUGAAACACUAAACUCAACGCAUGUAUUUAAUGUAUGGAGAAGAACGUGGCGUCGUGGUCCAGAUCUCAAACAGAAUCGCUAUGAGCACUGUAUGACUGUUCUAGAUGACACGCUGUACGUGAUUGGAGGAAGAGACAGUAACACUAUAGAACAGCUGCAGCUGGGACAGGACGAGUGGCAGGUGGUGGGAGAUCUCGGAUGUAGACGACAAUAUGCCUGUGCUGAAGCUGUUGGAGAAAACAUUCUGGUGAUGGGUGGAAAAUUGAAUGCAAGGGUAACAGACCAGGUGCAUUGCUUCAACACAAACACACACGCUGUCAGCACAAUCAACAUACAGUUGAAAAGUGGAACACUGACCAAAUCAUAUCUAGAGAUGCCAAACCUGUAUUUGUUACAUUAUGACGGUUUUAUUGACGUCAUUCACAUCGACGACAUAAACACACCAACAUUAAGAGCCGAGCGCGUUGGAAAAUAUUACCAAUACGGUUACCAUUUUGGAUUUCUAUACAAAGAUGGCAGCAUCAUUGUUAUUUCCAAGAAGGGCCUAGAGAAGCUGGACCUCAGAGAUGGUUCCAAGGAACCCGUUACCAUGGAAAAUACACCAUCAUUUGGCAACAUUUAUGGUGCAUUACACAUGCAAAUACCACGUUUGAGUUUGCAGUAAAAUGACACAUUACAUCAACAAGAACAAUAGAGAUAUGUUCUGUCAGGAGUCCGAUCAUGAGUUAUGGUAGAAACAUAAAAGGUAGCAUAUCAACGGGUCAAAGUUGGAAGUGCAUCUAACUUUAAAAAGCGCAUUAAGGCCACACCUUCCAUUGGCGAUGUACGAGUCUGUUAUAUAAAAAACUUCACGUAGACAGUAAA
Molecule: messenger RNA, 1871 nt
Organism: Gigantopelta aegis
Lineage: Eukaryota; Metazoa; Mollusca; Gastropoda; Neomphalida; Peltospiridae
Product: kelch-like protein 10
Exons: 2
Coding region: 49-1671 (540 amino acids)
Molecular function (GO): protein binding
Source: RefSeq, a predicted model, not a curated record